Rhododendron vialii is the source of this 1869-nucleotide messenger RNA. Its product is annotated as serine carboxypeptidase-like 15. Gene Ontology annotation, biological process: proteolysis. Lineage: Eukaryota; Viridiplantae; Streptophyta; Magnoliopsida; Ericales; Ericaceae. Gene Ontology annotation, molecular function: serine-type carboxypeptidase activity. The transcript is spliced from 4 exons. Bases 990 to 1367 code for a protein of 125 amino acids. The record is from RefSeq and is a predicted model, not a curated record.
GUGAAGUGCCAGCAAGCUGGUCCGGACACUCGGUUAUUAAAUUUUUUUUAAAGGAUCCCCCUAACCUUUACCGAAUGAGAAUGUUCAUGAAUACCCAAUUAUGAUACCUUUCAUUUUCACCGUACAAAUCAAUUUUUUCUCUCUUCGAUAAUUCGAUAUUUGAAGGGGAAAGAAUCACUACUCUUCAUUUGAAAACACAUGAACUUCAAGAUUACCUUUUUUUUUUUGAAAAGUGGGAUUACCUUUUGGACUCUCAAUUUGUUUGUUCCCACCACCUUUGUGACUCAAUUUGAAUAUGGAAUUAUUGAAGGACAAAAAAAUAGAGUGAGUCAAUUAUAGUUAAAAAGCACAGAGAUCAUGCGACAUUUGAAAAAAAAUGAAUAAUGGAUCAAAUUUUUGGGACGGAGGGAGCACAUCAUUUAAGUUAGAAAAAAAGUGAUGAAAAGUAUUGGAUUGCAAAAUUAGUCUAUCAGUGAUCAAUUAAUUGAUGUGCGCGUAAACUAAGGAGUUGCUAUUAAAGAAAACGACAGAAAAAGUACCGGAGCUCAUCUUUAUUUUUUUUAAUCGGCUACUGGAGCUCACCUGUUGUUUAAUAUGCGUAGUACUACCCAUCACUCCCUCUGCAUGUCCUAUAUAAAACAACACAAACUCAAAAACCAAACGAUCAUUCUAUCUCCACUCCCCUUUCAAGUACUCCUUCGAUAUUUUCCCGUUUGAAAGUAAGGUAGGAGGUUUCUAAGAGAAGCAACUCGUAAUUUUUCUCUUAACUAGUCAAAUUGGACAAAGAUUACAGGACAUCUGAAAAAUGAACAAUGGACUAAUUUUUGGAACACACAGAGUAAAUCAUUUAAAAUAAACAAAAAGAGGAACAAAAAGUACUGAACGGUAGAAUUAGUCCCUUAAUGCUCAAAACCCAAAUGAUCAUUCCAUCUCCACUACCCUUUCAAGAUGUACUUCUUCAAAAUUUUCCGUUUUGAAAGUGAGAUAGGAUGUUUAUAAGAGAAGCAGCUUCUGCUAUUCAAAAGCAGCUUCCAAAAAAGCAGUGCACUUCCACCGGUAGUUGUGGUAGAUGGGUGUAUGCCCCUUUCUUGCUUCUGCUUGUGUUGUUAAUCUUGACACAAUCAGUCCUCGGAGGCCAAUCUGUCAAGUACUUACCAGGAUACGAUGAACUUCCCUUUGAACUUGAAACUGGAUACAUUAGUGUUAAUGAAUCCGAGUUGUUUUACUACAUUCCCUCGCAAGGGGACCCCAAAGAGGACCCGAUUUUCCUUUGGCUCACUGGGGGGCCUGGCUGUUCUUCUUUCAACGGACUUGUUUAUGAAGUCGUGGAUUCUAUGACAUUUAUGUUUGAAAAAGAUGCCAACUGACAUAUUUCACGUCACACGUUUGCCUUUUGACAUCAAGAAUUGGGAGAGAUGCAACAAGAGCUUGUCAUACACAAAAGACAUCGCAACUGUGGUCCCUGUUCAUCAAGAACUCAAAGAAUAUGGCUUAUUAGAAGUGCUUGUAGAGUGUCAAAAGUUGGUUCAGUGCGUUGUGCAAACCCUGGGGCUAUCAAACUUCUUGAUUCGAAGAGAUCUCAAUGACGCAACAAGGGGCUUCCGAGUGAAGGAUACAGUAAUUGUUGAAGCACAAAUCGUUCUCACUUCUACUCGGAAGGAUUUCUAAAGUAGUUGUGGUGCAUUAUUUAUGAGCUCUAGUCAUACUUUGAACUCCCUGUUUUAGUGUGCGCUUGUCAUUUUUAUUGCGACAAUGAUGUGUUCUUAAAAGUUGGCCGUUGAUGUAUAGUUCGCAACUUCUUCCGAUUUAGUAUAUCAAAGAAGGUGAUUUUAUCAGUGUUGCAAGAAAAAUGGAUUAAAAUCACUAUCA